AUGCACACCAGCACAUAUGUGCACUCCCAACUACAUGUGGCAAGCAGCCAUGCAUCAUGCACUCGCAUGGGCAUGCCUACGUGUACAUGCACACACACAUACAUGUGUGCAUCCAUGCACACGUGCUCCCAGCAGGCAGGCAUGGCUGUCACCCAUCAGCCAGCCCAGCACAGGGUGGGCAUUCUGGGGUUCCACCACCCACCACUGAGCCCCUCAGCCCUACAGACAGCACAGAGGACCCCCAGCCCACAGCAGCAUUCCACAGGACCCCCUGGGUCCUUUCCAGGAGAACCAGGCCCAGGGACCCCCCUGUGCUGGGCACCCACCUGGUCCUCCAUCAGUAGCCUCCUCCUGCACAGGGAAACCCUGGGCACCCUGAGCUUGUCAGACCUCACUUCUCCGCCCCCCUCGCUAGGACACCCCCCAGUGCCAACGUGCCCCCCACCCAGGAACCCUGGCAGCGACUGGGGUCCUGACCCACUGCUCCCAGGCUUCCUGGAGGAUGGUAUCCUGGUGCAGGACCAUGGCCGGAUCCAGUGGCGCUACCUGCGCUCCCUAUCCUUCCCCCGGGAUGUGGCUGCAGUGCUGCCCACCGACCUGCUCUACCUGCGCCUGGGGCUGGGCGUGCCGGUAGUGCGUGCCAACCGCUGCCUGCAGGCACCGCGGCUCUUCGAGGCCUUUGAUCGCCAGGAGACACGCACAGCCCACCCCAACGCCUUUCGUGUUGCCAAGCUGAUGCUCUAUGUCUUCAUCACCAUACACUGGCAUGGCUGCCUCUACUUUGCCCUCUCAGCCUGGCUGGGCCUGGGCACGGAUGGCUGGGUCUGCCCCAACGCCAGCCGCCCUGGCUUUGCCCGCCCACUGCGGCAGUAUCUCCACAGCUUCUACUUCUCCACCCUCAUCCUCACCACUGUGGGUGACACGCCAGAGCCCCAGCGCGAGGAGGAGUUCCUCUUCGUCACCACUGGCUUCCUCCUGGCUGUGCUGGGCUUUGCCACCAUCACAGGCAGCAUCAGCUCCGUCAUCUCCAACAUGAAUGCGGCCGAUGCUGCCUUCUACCCCGACCCUGAGCCGGUGCGGCACUACCUGCAGGCACAGGGUGCAAGCAGGCGGCUGGCACGGCGGGUGGCCCGCUGGCACCAACACCUGCGGGCACAGCAGAAGCUGCCGGCAGAACGGGCGGUGCUCCAGUACCUGCCGUGGGGGCUGCGGGCCGAGGUAGCAGCCAGCGUCCACCUCCCAGCACUGCGCCGUGUCGGACUCUUCCAGAGCUGGGAGCGCAGCGUGCUGCAGCAGCUGGUGCUGCGGCUGCAGCCCCAGGUCUUUGGACCCGGCGAGUUCGUCUGCCGCAGGGGUGAUGUGGGGCGUGAGAUGUACUUCAUCCGCGAGGGGCGGCUGGCUGUGGUGGCAGAGGAUGGCAUCACACAGCUUGCUGUCUUGGGUGAGGGGCUCUACUUCGGGGAGAUCAGCCUCAUCAACAUCAAAGGGAACAUCUCAGGGAACAGGCGCACAGCCAACAUCAUGAGCAUUGGCUACUCGGACCUCUUCUGCCUCUCCAAGGAGGACCUGGCAGAGGUGCUGGUUGAGUUCCCCAGUGCCCGGGCCAUGAUGGAGGCCAAGGGCCGCGAGCUCCUGCUGCGCAUGGGCAAGCUGGAUGUGCACGCUGAGGCGGUGGCGGCAGCAGCAGAGGAGGAGGCUGAGCGCCAGGUGCAGGCCCUGGAGGUGGCCCUGGAGGGGCUGCAGACCCAGGCAGCCCGGCUGCUGGCCCAGCUGGAGUCCAGUGCCUUCAAGCUGGCACUGCGCGUUGAGCGCCUCGAGUGCCAGCUCCAGCGGUCUGCCGGGGAAGCAGGUCCUGCAGAAAAACCAGCUCCUGCCGCACCGCAGCAGCCUACUGGGGCACAGCGUCCUGCUGGGGGACUGCCCUCCCCCAGGGCACAGGGUCCCCCCAGAGCUCAGGGUCCACCCAGGGUGCAGGGUCCCAGCAGGGUGCAGGGUCCCAGUGGGGUCCAGGGUCCCCCCAGGGUGCAGGGUCCUAGUGGGGUGCAGGGUCUCCUCAGAGCUGAGAGUCCCACCAGGGUGCAGGGUCACAGUGGGGCACAGGGGCCCCCCAGGGCACAGGGGCCCCCCAGACUGCAGGGUCACAGUGUGGUGCAGGGUCACAGUGGGGCGCAGGGCCCCUCCAGAGUGCGGGGUCCCCCCAGUGUGCAGGGUCCCAGUGGGGUGCAGGGCCCCCCCAGAGUUCAGGAUCUCCCCAGAAUGCAGGGUCCCAGUGGGGUGCAGGGUCCCAGGGGUGUGCAGGGUCCCAGCAGGGGCCGGGGUCCCACGCGGGGGACAGGCCCCCGGCGCUGAGGGUUGCCUGAGGUUGGGACAGCAGCGACUACAGCUGCUGGAUGACGGUGACAACCGUUGCUAGGUAACACUGACAGCUGUUGCUAAGUAACAAUGAGUUGUUCAUGAUCCAGGACGGCGCUGCGACGGCGGUGGGACAGCUACCGGGAUCGGGAUUGGGAU
Falco peregrinus (peregrine falcon) is the source of this 2511-nucleotide messenger RNA. RefSeq names its product cyclic nucleotide gated channel subunit alpha 4 (gene CNGA4). Gene Ontology annotation, cellular component: plasma membrane; intracellular cyclic nucleotide activated cation channel complex. Gene Ontology annotation, molecular function: protein-containing complex binding; intracellularly cAMP-activated cation channel activity; cGMP binding. The transcript has 2 exons. The record is from RefSeq and is a predicted model, not a curated record. Bases 1 to 2349 code for a protein of 782 amino acids. NCBI's taxonomy places the organism in Eukaryota, Metazoa, Chordata, Aves, Falconiformes, Falconidae. Gene Ontology annotation, biological process: monoatomic cation transmembrane transport.